Messenger RNA from Suillus fuscotomentosus, 1317 nucleotides. RefSeq lists its product as uncharacterized. Bases 1 to 1317 code for a protein of 438 amino acids. Lineage: Eukaryota; Fungi; Basidiomycota; Agaricomycetes; Boletales; Suillaceae. The record is from RefSeq and is a predicted model, not a curated record. The transcript is spliced from 5 exons.
AUGGACAUGUCAGAUUUUGAAUGGCAGUCUCAUGCCGCCUUUGAUCAUGGUGAUGGACCCAGUGCAGGUCAUCACACUUACGACAGCUACCCGAACACCCAAGGCAACGUCGACUUUGAGCAGCCAGUCCAGCACUAUGACGGGCCCGGUUCCCAAUUCUCUGCCGGUGGCCAUCUCGAGCUGCCAACACACGAUAUCAGUCACCUGAAUGUUCAACACGGUAACUACUUGGUGCCCUCAGGUAGCAGCCAGCAGGGCGUGCAAAUGACACUGCCACAUUCUUUCCAAGCGCAUGAUGGGGGCGGCCAUUACUACGACGGUCACAACUACAACUUCACUCUAUCACACGGCACGGACGAUCCUCCUCCCCUUCCUGACACCUACCAUUCCGUGGCCCCCCUUGACCCCAUACCUGAAGUGACGACUCAAAAGUUGAUCCGGGGUAGGCAUACCUCCCGCAAAACCAAACAUGCCACCUCUACCUGGACGAAGUUCCUCAAUUCCAAAUACGUCACCCAGGAAUCAUCCCUGUCCAUGGAACAGGCGUCCUCGUCGUUCGUCUUUUUAACACCGACAUUACUCCAGGAUUUCAAAGGGGACGCUCGGACCGACAUGUUCAAGAACUUAUUCGAAGACAAUCUCUUUCCGUCCGCAUCUGAACUCUCCACCAUUGCCAACAACACGCUAGACGCGACGAUUGCUCGCUAUACCAGCAAUAACGUCAACCACGGGCAUGAACUCAUCCGUUGGAAAUCGGGGCCGGACGCUAAGAACCUUCUCGCGAGGCUCAAAGCAAUCCUGAAGGAGAUACAUGGCGACUUCGAGGAGGUCGCCAGUAUCUCUUGGAUAUCAGCUUAUGACUUGAGCCUUGAUCUAUCUCUCUCAAGAGACGAAAUGCAAGCAGCACGGGUCGCAAAUAUUGCAGCCCUGCUAUCAGACUUUCUAUUUGCGGAUAAAAUUGUUGAGGUGACCAUGGACGACGGGCAAAUCAGGUUGUGUCGAACUCCAUGUGGCCACAAGGCCAUCUUUGACCUGUUAGAACACAUCAUAUCCUGCAAGCAAUACUCUCGUUAUAUUCCCCUCGAUACAGAGUCUUGGCAACCCCUCCUUACCAACGUCAUCGCCCUUGCAGUAACCUCGCGUGCUUGGUCAUUGCAAAAAGCCUUAGCGGGUCCUUGGUCUGCAGCUUUGGACUUUCGCGGCGAGGAGAACAAGGUCUACUACACGUUCACGAAGUCUCGUCUACGCAUGUUGCCUGAGGAUGAACACUUGAGAUUUGAGGCAUUGAUGAUUAGCAUGCAUCGUGCACUACGGUAA